UACUACUCGUUCGUUGAAAAGUCCAAUUGAAUAAUUUAGUCAUUUAAAAUGUACCAGUAUUUUCAGCUCGUAUGUCUAGUUGCCGUGAUCGCGGUUGCCAUCGCUCAGUCGCACUAUGAGCAAGGACACGCGUAUUCCUCACAGAGCGUGGUGCUGCAUCAGAGUCACGGCUCCCAAAACGCGCCCGCGCAUCUUAACGCACCCAAACACCAGGAACACCAUGACGAGGUUGAGUAUUAUGCCAUACCCAAGUACACGUACGAGUACAAAGUGGAGGACCCGCACACGCACGACAGCAAGUACCAGCGCGAGACCCGCGACCACGACGUCGUCAAAGGCGAGUACAGUCUGCACCAGCCCGACGGCAGGAUCAGGAUCGUCAAAUACACCGCCGACAAAAAGAAUGGAUUCAACGCUGAAGUGAAAUACGAAGGCCAUGCCCAACACAUCGUGCCCGAGCUCCACCAAUAUCACUAAUCUAAUUCCAAUCUAGUCUCUUGUUUUAUCAUUAUUUUUUUUGUUAUGUGAUUAAGUAAAACGUUGUACCUCAA
Messenger RNA from Plodia interpunctella (Indianmeal moth), 551 nucleotides. RefSeq names its product cuticle protein 7-like. Gene Ontology annotation, cellular component: extracellular matrix. The coding region runs from base 49 to 477 and encodes 142 amino acids. The record is from RefSeq and is a predicted model, not a curated record. The transcript has 4 exons. Lineage: Eukaryota; Metazoa; Arthropoda; Insecta; Lepidoptera; Pyralidae.